GAUGCAAGUAUGGACAUAGCAGCCUAUGAUGAUUACCCCAGUCCACCGUGCCAGAGAUAUUGAACGGAAGCCUGAAUACCUCCAGCCAGAGAAGUGUGUUCCACCUCCGAGCCGUGCUGCCCUGGGAACAAUGUGGUUUAUCCGAGAUGGCUGUGGUAUUGCAUGUGCUGUCGUUACCUGGAUGCUGGUGUUCUAUGCCGACUUUGUAGUCCUUCUUGUCAUGCUAGUUCCAUCAAGAGAUUAUGUUUAUAGUGUCAUCAAUGGCACGCUGUUCAACACCCUGGCUUUCCUGGCUUUGGCUUCGCAUUUUCGUGCUAUGCUGACAGAUCCCGGUGCUGUACCCAAAGGUAAUGCCACAAAGGAGUUCAUUGAGAGUUUACAGCUGAAGCCAGGACAGGUGGUUUACAAGUGCCCAAAGUGCUGCAGCAUCAAACCUGACAGAGCACAUCACUGCAGUGUUUGCAAGAGGUGCAUCCGGAAAAUGGACCAUCACUGCCCCUGGGUCAAUAACUGUGUGGGAGAGAAUAACCAGAAAUACUUCGUACUGUUUACAAUGUAUAUAGCACUGAUUUCCUUGCAUGCUCUAAUCAUGGUGGGAUUUCACUUCUUGUAUUGCUUUGAAGAAGACUGGACGAAAUGCAGCUCCUUCUCUCCCCCGACGACGGUGAUUCUCCUCAUCCUCCUGUGCUUCGAGGCUCUCCUCUUCCUCAUCUUCACCUCGGUUAUGUUUGGGACCCAAGUACACUCCAUCUGCACGGACGAAACGGGAAUAGAACAGUUGAAAAAGGAAGAGAGAAGAUGGGCUAAAAAAACAAAAUGGAUGAACAUGAAAGCAGUAUUUGGCCAUCCCUUCUCUAUAGCAUGGCUUAGCCCAUUCGCAACACCAGACCAAGGAAAAGCAGACCCCUACCAGUAUGUGGUCUGAGGAAUUCCUGACCAGCAUUGCCACUAAAAUAGAAACCAAUUACAGCACUACUGGUGUACCUUUUCCAUGAAUGUGGAAAACAAAAAGGCAAAACAAACAUUUUUUUUUAAUACCUGUUCAAUGGCUGAUAAUUGCAGAGAA
Messenger RNA from Merops nubicus (carmine bee-eater), 1066 nucleotides. RefSeq names its product zinc finger, DHHC-type containing 3 (gene ZDHHC3). The coding region runs from base 26 to 925 and encodes 299 amino acids. Gene Ontology annotation, cellular component: Golgi apparatus; endoplasmic reticulum. The record is from RefSeq and is a predicted model, not a curated record. Gene Ontology annotation, biological process: protein targeting to membrane; peptidyl-L-cysteine S-palmitoylation. Lineage: Eukaryota; Metazoa; Chordata; Aves; Coraciiformes; Meropidae. Gene Ontology annotation, molecular function: protein-cysteine S-palmitoyltransferase activity. The transcript is spliced from 6 exons.